UUUCUUGUGAACUUGAUCGCCCCCGUCCCCCGUGUUGGAACCCGUUUUUCUCGUCAGCACGUUCGUUACCCACAGACUACAGAGGCUAAUUAAAUUCGUUUUUGCAAAGUCCAGUGAAUUUUUCAUUACUAUCGACGCAUUAAAGCGAAUAAUUAAUUGGUCCGACUGAAAAAAUGAAUCAGCUCUUUAGGAACGCGAUCAAAGCCAUACCCUUUUGCCUUCAAAACUCCAAUGUGAUGUUUCAGCAAGUUCGAUCGCGUUGGGCUGACAAUCGAAUGAUCCGCGACUUCAAGAGGAGGCAGUGUGUUGUACAAUAUGCGGAUGAAAGACUUAGGCUCCGUACACUGCUCAAGAAUAAAAUUUUGCCAGAGGCUAUCAGGGAGGAUGCCAGAGCGAAAAUAAUGGAGCUUCCCAGGAAUUCCCACUAUCUCAGGACAACAUAUAGAUGCGCUUUGACCUCCAGAGGAAGAGGAAAUGUCUGGCCCUUCAGACUGAGCAGAAUUGUUUGGAGAGAUAUUGCUGAUCAUAACCGAAUUUCAGGUGUGCAACGUGCAAUGUGGUAGAAAACUGCAGCAGCUUUAUUUGUCACUUGUUGUAGAAUUAAAUAAUU
Messenger RNA from Neocloeon triangulifer, 610 nucleotides. RefSeq names its product small ribosomal subunit protein uS14m (gene mRpS14). NCBI's taxonomy places the organism in Eukaryota, Metazoa, Arthropoda, Insecta, Ephemeroptera, Baetidae. The record is from RefSeq and is a predicted model, not a curated record. The transcript is spliced from 3 exons. The coding region runs from base 174 to 563 and encodes 129 amino acids. Gene Ontology annotation, biological process: translation. Gene Ontology annotation, cellular component: mitochondrial small ribosomal subunit; ribosome. Gene Ontology annotation, molecular function: structural constituent of ribosome.